AUGGAAUACGGCAACUAUAACCCAUCAUUGGAAGACUUGAAUGCUUAUGGCUCACUCGGCUACAAGCCCGUUGCUUCGCCUGUUUACCCUUCGAGUAAACCCGAUCCAACCAUCGGGAGCUUGAGCUAUUAUCGUUCCGGUGAUCAACAUCAGCAGCAGCAACAACAACAACAACAACAACCACAAGCAAUCCCACCACCUACUCCUGUUGCGAUACCCGUAACGAUGGGACAAACUUCGGCUGCUGGUGGCAAUCCUAGUUUCAUGGAUGGAUCAAUGAAUGAUUUUAGCCCUUAUCAACAAUUUAACCACACGUUUCAAUUGAAUGAUCCUUUGACACAGCAAACAUCUUCAGCUGCUGCCGCCGCUGCUGCCGUUGCUGCUAUGCAUCAUCCACAUCAACAGCAUCAUCAUCAACCUUUGUACAAUCAGCCUCACCCUCAUGCAACAGGUCAUGUCAUGAUGCCUCCACAGUGGCAACAACAGCAACAACAGCACCAUCAGCAUCAACAGCAACAGCAACACAUGCGUCGUGGUUCUUAUCAACAGCCUUCUCCUCAUCCUACCAUGUAUCGUGCACCACCAGCACUUUCAGCAUCACCUUAUCAACAGCCGUAUUAUGCCGCUCCAGCACCGAUGGGGACUCAUUCACCCACAACAGCAGCUGCUGCCAUGAUGGGUCGAUAUCAUCAACAUCCUCAACAUCAUCCUCAGCAGCAUCAGCUUCAGCAAAUGCAAGGACAGCUGCCGAUGGAUAUGAAUCAAAAGAAGCGUAAGGGCAUGGAAGAUUUUGGUGAACUUGCAGUGCCCAAAAAGAAGACAAGAGCCAAGAAAAAGCGAGUCAAAGAACCAGUUGACCCCAAUGCACCGCCCAAACCCAAACGAAAAACAGGUCUCAACAAACCACUUAUCCUCAGCCCUGAACUUUCAGCUUUUGUUGGUGGUGAUCCAGAGAUGUCUCGACCGGAUAUUGUGAAGAAGCUUUGGAAGUACAUCAAGGAUAACAACCUGCAAGAUCCUGCCGACCGCCGUUACAUCUUGUGUGACGAUCAACUCAAAACUAUCUUUGAUCAAGAUCGAGUGAAUAGUUUUGGAAUGAAUCGAGAUCUUUCAAAGCAUCUAACAAAGAAGGAAGAACCAGCAGAGAUAACGAUAGCAACAACAACACCCGAUGAUAGUGCAACCACAGCAACGGCGACAACAAAUGCAGAGAGCAGUGGUAGUGGUGGAGGAGGUGGUGGUGGUAGUUCAGCAACUACGGCGACGACUACAACAGCUACCACUACUACUACAACAGCAACAGCAACAGCACCCAAUCCUGCUGCUAUUGACACAUCCCCAGCGGUAACGGCUGAGACACCUGAUGUGGUGACCCCCAAGGAAGGUGAACCUGCUGCAACCACAACCACUUGA
Lichtheimia ornata is the source of this 1413-nucleotide messenger RNA. RefSeq lists its product as uncharacterized. The record is from RefSeq and is a predicted model, not a curated record. The coding region runs from base 1 to 1413 and encodes 470 amino acids. NCBI's taxonomy places the organism in Eukaryota, Fungi, Mucoromycota, Mucoromycetes, Mucorales, Lichtheimiaceae. The transcript is spliced from 3 exons. Gene Ontology annotation, cellular component: nucleus.